AUGUCCUCACACAGCACUCGUACCAGCCACGUCGGCUUGGAUGUCGAGGCGAAUUAUUCUCACAUCAAUGGACAUAAAGCACAAGGGGCAAACUCGAAAACUGAGGAUCUAGCGACAUACCUACCAACAUUGUUGAACGGUUCAACGGCAACCUCGAACCAAUUGGCCUUGACCAAGUCUACAUCACUUACAUCCAUCGAUGCAUUGUCUAGCAGCGCAAAGACGGAGAACGACCUGAUCAAGUCCUGGGCUAUACUACUUCACCUAUAUGCGGUUGCUGAUACCGUCUGUUUCGUGGUUUCCGGCCAACUACGAGACAAUGAUGCCCACACUGGAUCAUUUGCACAACUGGUGACUUCACAGUGGUCACGACCCUCGUCAGAGCAAAGCGUCGAGCCUCAACUGCGACUUGAGCCUUAUGUUUCUUCGGAUCACGCAAGUAAAGCUAAUACUUUGGUCCAAUUUGGCGGGCCCGACGUCGUUGACAAGGAUUUCAGCUAUGUCUUGCAGUGGAAUGGGCGAAACUCUACAGACCUUUGUCUACACACGAGCCAGGAGAUAGUGCCUCUGGUGUUUGCAGGCUCAGUAUGGGACACUCUGUUGGAAGUUUACCAAAGUGUCAGCCAUGGGCUCCAACUUGGAGUAUCUCUCAGCGCCGCGGACCAGACAGCCAUUCGGGAGGAGGUUCAGAACCCGCUAUUCGAAGAGCGACUGUGUUUACACCAGCUUUUUCAAGAGUCCGUCAGACUCGCCCCCAAUGCUCAGGCCGUGUCAGCGUGGGAUGGAUCUCUUACCUACACUGAAUUGGAUCAGUUGUCAAACGUUCUAGCAGCUCAGCUUAUUGAGAGCAGUGGCGUUUCGCCAGGAAAAUACGUCGCUUUCUCUUUUGAGAAGAGCAUGUGGAUGGUUGUUGCCGUCCUUGGAAUUCUCAAGGCCGGAGGCGCCAUUGUGUCCAUUGACCCGUCUCAACCGGAUGGCCGAGCUGAAGAGAUACUUAAAGAGAUCAAGGCAGAUGUUAUUGUAACAUCCCCUAAACAAGCUUCAAGAUUUGUCAAUCUUGUCCCGAAAGUCGUUCAAAUAUCGUCAAAAACCAUACACACUAGCAGGAACGGCAGUCCAACCAUUCCAAUACUACCUGUCGUUCGGCCGCACAACCCUGCCAUGGUCAUCUUCACUUCAGGAUCAACAGGGAAACCCAAGGGCAUCGUCAUAUCACAUGGUGCAAGUUCAACUCGCAUGAUAACGGAGGGCAAGUCUCUCUUAUACGAGGGCGCAAGAACUCUGCAGUUCGCUGCAUCGACAUGGGACAUCUUCAUGACGGAUAUAUUCACCACAUUGACAUACCGGGGCUGCAUUUGUGUCCCCAGCGAGGAAGAACGACGAUUCAAUCUCGCCAAGUUUUGCAAGGAGAAGGAGGUUACGCUUGCACUCAUUACGCCAUCGCUUGCUGAUUUACUUGACCCGGUGGACUUUCCGACUCUGAAGGUGCUUAUCUUUGGAGGAGAGGCCUUGAGGAAAGACAUUGCUCGGAAGUGGAUGAAUGUGAAGGGCCUUACACUGCUUCAGGGCUAUGGACCGGCAGAAACGGGUUUCAUUAUUGGUACCUCGAAAGGGGAUGUACAGUUUGAUGAACGCCCAGAAGUUCUGGGUUACGCGAGAGGUAACUCCGUUUGUGUACUUGUCGACCCGGAAAACCAUGAUAGGCUUGCUCCUCGUGGAGCAGUCGGUGAGCUAGUCGUUGGCGGUCCGACUCUCUUCUCGGAAUAUCUCAAUGCCCCUGAAAAGUCGAAGGCGGCUAUAAUCCAGAGUCCGUCUUGGGCAGCUGACUUGGGUUACGAUGUGAAACGGUUCUACAAGACGGGCGAUCUCCUUCAUCAGAGUCUAGAUAAGCUAGACGGCCGGAUGGAGUUUGUUGGUCGCAAGGAUGACCAGGUUAAAUUCCACGGGCAGCGCAUUGAGCUGAAGGAGAUUGAACACCACCUGCGAAAUCUUCGUGGUGUAGAGAAUCGUGUGGUCUCAUGCGUGGUAACUCUCCCCAAGACGGGUCAGUUUAGAGACAAACUGGUCGCAGUCGUUCAAUGCGAUACGAACAACGCCGAGGGAGUUGAUGGAAUACUUUCCAUACGGCAUGAUGUUUCUUUGACCGUAUCUACUGUCAAGAAAGCCUUGUCUUCCACGCUUCCUGCUUAUAUGAUCCCCAGCGAGUUACUAAUUGUUCAUCAAAUACCCCAUAACAGUGCCAUGAAGCUUGACAGGGCUCGUGUGAAUCGAUGGGUCUCUGAAUUGCAGAUUGAUGAAGUGAGAUCAGGCAUCGAUCUGCAGCUCGAGGGCGAGGUCUUGCUUAGCCAGGAGCUAACCGCUAGAUCUAUAGCGAGAGAGUAUGCUCGUCUUGUAUCCGGAAAUGAUGCAACUCGCCGACAGCGUUGCGAAAACAAAGAUUUCAACCUCCAAGCCGGAGGCAUCGACUCAAUUCAAAUCAUUUCGCUCUCCAUGUUCAUCUCAAAGACGCAUAGUGUCCAGGUUCCCAUGGCGGAUAUUCUAAGUUCACGGGCAACGAUUCGUUCAAUCGCUUCUAUCGUGGACAAGAGGCGGACUACGAGUCAGAAAGAGACAAUCAUUGACCUGGCAAGCGUUGAGAGUGAGGUCAAUAUCCAACUUCAAGCCAUUCGCUCUGGUGCGCUUAAAUCUUACUCCAACUCGGACGUGAAGAGUGUGUUCGUGACAGGUGGAACGGGGUUUUUGGGUAUCGAAAUUGUUCACCAGUUGCUCGCUCAGUCAGACUGCCAUGUUUACGCUCUCGUCAGGGCCCCAACAGAUCAAGAAGCCACAGAGCGAACUGUUGAAAGAGCCGUUGAAGCUGGAUGGUGGGACGAAUCCUACUUAUCCAGACUCCAUGUUUGGAAAGGCGAUUUGAAGAAACCCCAGUUUGGGCUCACCGACAUACAGCUGCAAAUGCUUCGAGGGCAAUCUCCCAACAGCAUUGAUGCAAUCAUUCACAAUGGUGCCAAGGUUCACUACAACUUGGACUACGACAGUCUCAAAGCCACAAAUGUCACACCAACUGUUGAGCUGCUGCGAUUGGUAAACGAGCGCGUGAAGCCACUGAAGAGUUUUGUUUUUGUGUCCGGUGGGCAACAACUUAGCUUUGAUGAUGCUGGUGACGAAGAAAACGUUACCAAAGCUUUGAACGGGUCUGGCUAUGCUCGCUCAAAGGCAGUAUCAGAGCUUCUUGUCAAAAGAUUCGCUUCAGAACAGGACACCCAAAAGGUGAAGCAUAUCCGCGUAGUCAAGCCAGGGUUCAUCAUUGGCGAUGCGGAUCGUGGUGUCGCAAAUCAGACUGACUUCAUUUGGAGAUUAAUUGCCGCUUGUGUCGAUAUUGGAUACUACAACGAGAACGACAUAGAAAGCUGGCUGUUCAUCUCGGACGUCACUCGCGUAUCACAUUCGAUUCUGGACAGUGUCUUCCAAGCAAACACCAAACCAGUUGUGAAAGUCCUGGAUGGCAUCAAGUUCAAGGAUCUGUGGGCGACUCUCGGCCAAAACUUUGGCUACGAUCUCCAGCCAUUACGUCGCCAGGAGUGGCUUUCGCGAGUUUGCCAAGCUGUGACAGCUAAACAGGAAGCCCAUGUUCUAUUCCCAUUGAUGUAUAUGCUGGAUACAAGUGAUGAACACAUCGGACUUCUCAAUGGACCGGACAAAGCAACAGACGGAGUCGAAGCUGCUAUCAAAGCAAACAUUCGACAUCUCCUCAAAGUCGGGUAUCUGCCUCAGCCAAGCUCGGUAGCAACUCCUGCGUCCUCCCAGGAUGGUGAAGUGUAUGAACGAGACGCUUUUGAUGUUGAAGCAGUACGCCGAGAAUUUCCAGCUUUGCAUCAAGGCGUUGUGGCUUUCAACAAUGCUGCUGGAACAGUCUUACACAAGGAGGCUAUUGACGGUACUCAGAAGUACAUGACUGCGUUUCCGUAUGAGUUGGGACGAAACGACCCGCAGAGCCAACAGAAAACAGAAAAGCUUAUGAGUACAUAUGCUGAACUCGCUUCAUUCAUGAACGCAGAGCCUGACGAAGUUGCCUUCGGACAAACAUCCACCUUCCUACUUCGCAUGCUUGGUCAAGCACUAAAGCCCCAUCUCAACUCAGAUUGCGAAAUGAUCGUUUCGAAUCUCUGCCAUGAAGCCAGCGCUGCUGCAUGGGUUGCACUAGCAAAGGAUCUAGGCAUCGCGAUCAAAUGGUGGGCACCACCACCUGGUGACGACCCGUGCUUGUCUGUGGAAACACUAAAACCUCUAUUGACUUCUAAAACACGAAUCGUCACUUGCAACCAUGUGUCUAAUGUGGUGGGCACAAUUCAUCCCAUCCGCCAGGUAGCCGACUUGGUUCACACCAUCCCCGGCGCCAUCGUCAUUGUCGACGGCGUCGCAUAUGCGCCUCACCGACCCAUCGACGUCAAGGCCUUUGAUGUGGACUUUUAUUGCUUCAGUUGGUACAAGGUUUUUGGCCCGCAUGUCGCCCAGCUCUACGGUCGACGUAGCGUGCAAAAGCGCCUGUUACAAGGUAUAAGUCAUUACUUCCUCGGUGAUAUGCCUGGCCUCGACUGGCGUUUACGACUGGGCGCCAACUCAUUCGAGCUAGAGGCAGCCUUGGUUCCCAUAACCAAGUACUUGAAGAGAGUGGGUUGGAAGAACAUCGUCGCUCAGGAGACGCUUCUACAGGAAAUCUUCCUCGGCCAUCUCAGACGCCGACCGGAUGUCUUCCGCAUCUUUGGCGAAAAGUCAUCCGACUCGAGUAAACGUGUUCCAGUGGUUACGUUUCGAGUUACUGGCAAGACUUGCCUUGAGGUUACGAAUAAGAUUUGUCAGAAGGGGAGGUUUAGAGUUGUGUCAGGGAAUUGCUGGGCUCCGAGACCUACGCAUGAUGUGUUGGGGUUGGACGAGGAUGGGCUGAUUCGAGUUAGUUUUGUGCAUUAUAAUACUGUGGCUGAGGUGAAGGAGUUUUGUGAGGAGCUUGACUUGGUUGUGGCUACUUUGGAUAAAGAAGCUAAGUAG
Molecule: messenger RNA, 5043 nt
Organism: Pochonia chlamydosporia 170
Lineage: Eukaryota; Fungi; Ascomycota; Sordariomycetes; Hypocreales; Clavicipitaceae
Product: nonribosomal peptide synthase
Exons: 2
Coding region: 1-5043 (1680 amino acids)
Source: RefSeq, a predicted model, not a curated record